AUGGCGCGGGAGCGGAGGGAGAUAAAGCGGAUAGAGAGCGCGGCGGCGCGGCAGGUCACCUUCUCCAAGCGCCGCCGGGGCCUCUUCAAGAAGGCCGAGGAGCUCUCCGUCCUCUGCGACGCCGACGUCGCGCUCAUCGUCUUCUCCUCCACCGGCAAGCUCUCCCAGUUCGCCAGCUCCAGUAUGAAUGAGAUCAUCGACAAGUACAGCACGCAUUCUAAGAACCUGGGGAAAACAGACCAGCCUGCUCUUGACUUGAACUUAGAGCAUAGCAAGUAUGCAAAUUUGAACGAUCAGCUUGCAGAAGCUAGUCUUCGACUAAGACAGAUGAGAGGUGAGGAGCUUGAGGGGUUGAGUGUUGAUGAACUCCAGCAGUUGGAGAAAAACCUAGAAACUGGUCUGCACAGGGUGCUUCAGACAAAAGAUCAACAAUUCUUGGAACAGAUAAAUGAACUGCAUCGAAAGAGUUCACAACUGGCAGAGGAGAACAUGAAACCAAGGAACCAAGUAGGCCAGAUUCCAACAGCUGGCAAGCUAGUGGUUGCUGAUACCGAAAAUGUUGUUGCUGAAGAUGGGCAGUCCUCGGAAUCCGUCAUGACUGCAUUACACUCCGGAAGUUCACAGGAUAAUGAUGAUGGUUCCGAUGUUUCCCUGAAAUUAGGAUUGCCCUGCCUUCCGUGGAAGUAA
Triticum turgidum subsp. durum (durum wheat) is the source of this 687-nucleotide messenger RNA. Lineage: Eukaryota; Viridiplantae; Streptophyta; Magnoliopsida; Poales; Poaceae. The record is from the annotation of a GenBank genome assembly.